Molecule: messenger RNA, 768 nt
Organism: Pneumocystis murina B123
Lineage: Eukaryota; Fungi; Ascomycota; Pneumocystomycetes; Pneumocystales; Pneumocystaceae
Exons: 5
Coding region: 1-768 (255 amino acids)
Source: RefSeq, a predicted model, not a curated record
AUGGAAUUGCCAGACAUUGGUUCAUAUUGUUCAUAUUCUUCUUGCAGAAAAUUAGGUUAUAUUAUUAUCUUCCAUUUAAAUGCUUAUAUUGCAAUAAAGAAUUUUGGUCAUUUUUUAUAUUUACUUAUUACUAAAUUUAAUACUUUUAGCAAUAAUCAUAAAAAUGAAAAAAAUCAUGAUUGCAAAGAAGCACUCGAAGCUUUUAAAUUAAAGAAUAUAAAUAUAGUUCCAACAUUAAAAAAAAAAAGCUCACCAAAAAAUCUUAUUGACUAUUGGGAUAAAAACCUUGACCCUUUGAAACCUAAAAACAAUGGUUCUUCAGAGACAAAAAGAUCUUUUAAAAACAAUAUAAAAUUUUCUAAAUUAUGGCAUUGGAUUUUUAAAUGUUCACAUAGCUCCCAAAAAUCAAAAUCAACACACAUCACCAUUUUAAAAUUAAAAAAAGAAGCUAAAGGAGAAACGUCGAUACCUCUUUCAUCAAGAUUGUAUAUAAAAGUAGAAUUUUCAUGUUCUAAUGCUCAUUUUCUAUCUCAAAAAUUUUUUUAUAUUUCAAAAGACUGGUCAUGUGGUCGAUCAUUAGAUUAUCUUAGUAAGAAUAUUGGUAUCAAAAAUGUUAAUUCAUCAACUAAAAACGAAAAUGAGAGACUUCAUUUAAUGCAUAUAGAAUCAGGAAAAAUAUUAGAACCCUCAAAAAUAAUUGGUGACUGUAUUAUAACUGGAGAUACAGUUGUACUUAUGCGUGGAAUUAAUUAUCACAAAAAAAUAUAA